ACACUCGCCGCGCGCGCGGCGGCCGGGCUGGACCUUGCUGGCCCGCGGCGCCAUGAGCCGCAGCCUGGACUCGGCGCGGAGCUUCCUGGAGCGGCUGGAAGCGCGGGGCGGCCGGGAGGGGGCAGUCCUCGCCGGCGAGUUCAGCGACAUCCAGGCCUGCUCGGCCGCCUGGAAGGCUGACGGCGUGUGCUCCACCGUGGCCGGCAGUCGGCCAGAGAACGUGAGGAAGAACCGCUACAAAGACGUGCUGCCUUAUGAUCAGACGCGAGUAAUCCUCUCCCUGCUCCAGGAAGAGGGACACAGCGACUACAUUAAUGGCAACUUCAUCCGGGGCGUGGAUGGAAGCCUGGCCUACAUUGCCACGCAAGGACCCUUGCCUCACACCCUGCUAGACUUCUGGAGACUGGUCUGGGAGUUUGGGGUCAAGGUGAUCCUGAUGGCCUGUCGAGAGAUAGAGAAUGGGCGGAAAAGGUGUGAGCGGUACUGGGCCCAGGAGCAGGAGCCACUGCAGACUGGGCUUUUCUGCAUCACUCUGAUAAAGGAGAAGUGGCUGAAUGAGGACAUCAUGCUCAGGACCCUCAAGGUCACAUUCCAGAAGGAGUCCCGUUCUGUGUACCAGCUACAGUAUAUGUCCUGGCCAGACCGUGGGGUCCCCAGCAGUCCUGACCACAUGCUCGCCAUGGUGGAGGAAGCCCGUCGCCUCCAGGGAUCUGGCCCUGAACCCCUCUGUGUCCACUGCAGUGCGGGUUGUGGGCGAACAGGCGUCCUGUGCACCGUGGAUUAUGUGAGGCAGCUGCUCCUGACCCAGAUGAUCCCACCUGACUUCAGUCUCUUUGAUGUGGUCCUUAAGAUGAGGAAGCAGCGGCCUGCGGCCGUGCAGACAGAGGAGCAGUACAGGUUCCUGUACCACACGGUGGCUCAGAUGUUCUGCUCCACACUCCAGAAUGCCAGCCCCCACUACCAGAACAUCAAAGAGAAUUGUGCCCCACUCUACGACGAUGCCCUCUUCCUCCGGACUCCCCAGGCACUUCUCGCCAUACCCCGCCCACCAGGAGGGGUCCUCAGGAGCAUCUCUGUGCCCGGGUCCCCGGGCCACGCCAUGGCUGACACCUACGCGGUGGUGCAGAAGCGCGGGGCUCCAGCGGGCGCCGGGAGUGGGACGCAGACGGGGACGGGGACGGGGACGGGGGCGCGCAGCGCGGAGGAGGCGCCGCUCUACAGCAAGGUGACGCCGCGCGCCCAGCGACCCGGGGCGCACGCGGAGGACGCGAGGGGGACGCUGCCUGGCCGCGUUCCUGCUGACCAAAGUCCUGCCGGAUCUGGCGCCUACGAGGACGUGGCGGGUGGAGCUCAGACCGGUGGGCUAGGUUUCAACCUGCGCAUUGGGAGGCCGAAGGGUCCCCGGGACCCGCCUGCUGAGUGGACCCGGGUGUAAGUCUAACGCCAGUUCCUGCCUGUUGCCUCUUGUGAGCUCGGACUGCUGAUGCCCCGGUGCUGCUGAGCGCCGUGCGCAGAAUGGAAACAGUGGGCCUGGAUCAAAGUUAAAGUUUCUCAGGGUGGGAAAUGUGGGGGCUUUGCCCCAAUGACUGUAGCAUUCAAGGCUUGAGGCUGGAGGAGGUAGCUAGGGUAUAGUGGCUGGUGAGGCUGCACAGAGCAGAUUCAAGAAAGAAGAUCAGGAAGGGGCAUGACCCCUGAGUUAUGAAGGGGAGAAGGGACAGAUGAGCUUCCGGAGACUGCUCUCCUCACCACACAGCACUAGUCCAUCCUCAGCACCUGAGCCUCCCUCACUUGGACACUCAGGGGACCACACAGAGAAGUGGAUGGACACUUCGCCAUCCAGGCAGAACUAAGCCAGGCAUAACCACAGCCAAGCAGAUUAACCCCAGGCAGACCGAUAAAAAGACCUCCAGAUAGGCAGACAGACAGAUGGACCACCAACCUGGACAGACAGCCAAAGCUUCAGAGAUACAGUCCACAGGUGGACAAAGGGAUCCCCAGCCAGAGAGAGAGAGACCAGCCAACAGCUUGAUAGACCAGUGCAGCCAGAGAGACCACCAAACAGAGCCCCCAAAAGACAGACAUCUCUGCUAGCUGGACAGCCAGGUGGACCCCCUAAGUUAGAUUACUAGACAGAUAUAAACAGAUCCCCUGCUGAACAGAUACACAGAGUUCUCAGACCCCACCCCCACCCUCAGGUGGGCUGGCUGGCUGACAGACCUUCUGGCCAGACAGACUCCUAACCAACCAGAUGGACUGCCAGACAGGCAGACAUCAGCCACAUGGAAUCCUGACAUCCCAGCCAGCCGGCCAGACUCUCAUCUUGAUGUCUUGAUGGAUGGACCCCAGCUAGUCAGACAUGAUCCUCCAGAUUGACAGACAAGUCCCCCAAAUGAGUACACAUCUCCAGCUAUUCAGACAGAUGGACCCCCAGCAAAUCAGGACCUAUCUAGGCAGACCCCAGCCAGACCCCCGCCAGACAGACUCCCAACCAGACUGACCCCUUACUAUUCACACAGCCUGCCGAGUAGCUGGGACUACAGGUCUAAUUUUUUUUUUUUUUAAGAAAUGAGUUUUUGCCAUGUUGCCCAGACUGGUCUUGAACUCCCAACCUCAAGCAAUCCUCCUGCCUCAGCCUCCCAAAGUGCUGAGAUUACAGGUGUGAGCCACCAGGCUCAGCCCCCUAAGAUUUGAAACACUUUAAAUGGCCCAUGGUAGGGUUCCUGCUAGGAUAAAACAUUAAGCGGCUGUUAAAAGAAAUAAAAGGAGGACACGUCUCUGUGCACUGGUGUGGACAAAUCUCCAAGUCACUGCAAAAUGGAAAAAGUAUAAGAUGCUCUUUCCCUGAACCUCAAGGGUCCCGCCCCUCUCACUUUCAGGUCUCUGGACCUCUGACUGACACUGUGCCUGCCCAGGUCCCUGUAUGCACUGCCACAGUGCCCUGGGCCCCAUGUCCACCCCUGUCCUGCCCUUCUCUGGGAUAGGGCUGGCCUUCCUCUGCCUCUGCCUGGCUGCAUCCAUGGUCGAUCUCAAGUGCCUUGGCAUGAACUCCACUCUCCUGCAGCCUUCAAUCAAGGAAUGAUGGGGAUGUGUACAUACCCCACCCCACCCCUUGGCAGGGUGAUGCUGAGGUGUGGAUUUUUAACAGUUCCCAGACUUUCCCAGGAGGCUUGGGUUUGGGUGCCCACAGUGGGAGCUGGUGUGAUAUCAUACCUUCGCCGGCCGCCUUUCCUUCCUGUUCUCUGUGCCCCUACUCCCACUCUAGAGCUGCCCCGUUUCUCUGUUUUCGUGAAAGAGCUGACCCUGUGCUGCCUCCCACUCUCCCAAUGCCCCUGCCACUCCUGUGAGCCUGCUGCUGGUGAGGUCGGUGCUGACCUCUGUGUUGCUGGAUAAUGAGUCAUCUAUCUCUGGAGGAGAAGAAAGGCAGGUCCUCCACAGCCCUGAUAAAAUCUCCAAGUCUCCCAGUUUCGGGUCCCUCUCCUGGGAUGCAGACCCACUGCCUGCCCAGCUGGUACGAUCCACAUGCCCUCUUCUUGGGAAUAGGGGCAUGGGAAAGUGACUAAAGAUACUGUUCUGGCUGCUGUGUUCACUGUGAGUAAUAAACUGUCCAUUUCUCCGA
Homo sapiens (human) is the source of this 3616-nucleotide messenger RNA. RefSeq names its product protein tyrosine phosphatase non-receptor type 18 (gene PTPN18). Gene Ontology annotation, molecular function: protein tyrosine phosphatase activity; non-membrane spanning protein tyrosine phosphatase activity. Bases 53 to 1435 code for a protein of 460 amino acids. Lineage: Eukaryota; Metazoa; Chordata; Mammalia; Primates; Hominidae. The record is from RefSeq and is marked reviewed. Gene Ontology annotation, cellular component: cytoplasm; nucleus. The transcript has 15 exons.